Molecule: messenger RNA, 492 nt
Organism: Paraglomus brasilianum
Lineage: Eukaryota; Fungi; Glomeromycota; Glomeromycetes; Paraglomerales; Paraglomeraceae
Source: the annotation of a GenBank genome assembly
AUGAAGUCGACUUUAAAGUACACUUUAUCGAAGCAUCGUCAAAAACAAGUGACUCACGUGGCAAACAUACUUGGCAUUCUAAAAGAGCACGCUGCAUCACUACUUCGUCAUUUCAGAUGGAAUAAAGAGCGACUUAUCGAACGCUAUAUGGACGAUUUACAAGAUGUAUUGCGGAAAGCGGGCGUGAUACUGAGAAUUCUAGGGCGACGAGGAUCAGCAGAAUGCCUGGAUUUGUGUCUUGCCGUAAUUGUUACGAGACUUAUUGUAAGCCCGGAAAUACACGAAAGAUAUCGAAUACUAUCAAACAGGACAUACGAAGGAAUUCUUGUUGCAGACCAUCAAGGAUCUGUCUUGAGAGACUCCUUUGGACAAGGGGUUGAUGACUACUUGUUUAAGAGAACUUGGCAGAUGGAAUGGUACCAUACUGCAAGGACCACAGCACCAAAAAAAUCGACAGUUGGACAUAUCUUUGGUUCAGAUGGAUUAUGUUGA